CGCCCUUUCAAACAGCUAAUCUCACCACUGUCCUGCUUUUACACUGCAUGCUGAUUUCCAGAUAUAUCUACUAUAAAAGAACAAAGACCAACCUAUUUUUUUUCUCAUGUCUGUGUCUUUCUGAAGUGGAGCCAUUCUUGUGACUUGCACUCUGAAGCCACCGCGUUGCAUUUCGAUUUUUCUGCAUCCAUUGUCUUCAACAUCUGAAUUCUUCACCAAAAUGCUGAGUGUGUCUUUCGUUUUCUGUGCUGUUGUGGCUCUGGCUAAAGCUCAGGCAGUUUGUCCUGCGGCCUGGACUAAAUACAACAAGCAAUGUUUCUACUAUGAUGGAACAUCCUGGACCUGGGUCGAGGCUCAGGCCCGUUGCCAGAGUUUUGGAGGCAACCUUGCGUCAGUACACAGUGAUGAAGAAUAUGCCUUCAUUCAGACGUUGACUCAGGUACCAACCUGGCUUGGAGGCACAGAUUGCCAAAGGACUGGAGCCUGGUUCUGGAUUGAUGGCACCCCAAUGAUGUAUAGAAUCUGGUGUCUACUCAAACCAGACAAUGAUCUCAAGCAGUGCUGUUUACAGAUGAACACUGGUGAGAACAAAUGCUGGGAUGACGCAACCUGUAGCACUACACUUCCAUAUGUUUGUGCAAGGCCUCUUUAGGAAAGGUAUGUCGAGGCAACCUGAAUUUUUUGUCUGCAAUGACGUUGCAAUAACACCACAAAAAAUCUGUCAUCUUCAAAGGAAGGGAUUGAUCAAGGCUGUCUGUGGACAAAUAGAGGGAGAUAUUUCCUUAGCACGGCUGCAGUGAUGAGAAAUGUUGAUUUUUGACUCACCUUCCCUCCUCUUCUCAGUUAUCAGAGUCCACGGUUAAAUAUAAUUAGCUAACAAUAGCAUCACUAUGUUCAUAGGUAGCAUAGGCAUGUCAUAAUGUAUUUCUUCUUGUUGUUGUUUGCUCUUCUCUUCUGUCUGCCUCCU
Corythoichthys intestinalis (scribbled pipefish) is the source of this 967-nucleotide messenger RNA. RefSeq names its product type-2 ice-structuring protein-like. Gene Ontology annotation, molecular function: signaling receptor activity. The transcript has 7 exons. The coding region runs from base 221 to 652 and encodes 143 amino acids. Lineage: Eukaryota; Metazoa; Chordata; Actinopteri; Syngnathiformes; Syngnathidae. The record is from RefSeq and is a predicted model, not a curated record.